This is a messenger RNA of Plasmodium gallinaceum, 1890 nucleotides long. RefSeq names its product perforin like protein 5, putative (gene PLP5). The coding region runs from base 1 to 1890 and encodes 629 amino acids. NCBI's taxonomy places the organism in Eukaryota, Apicomplexa, Aconoidasida, Haemosporida, Plasmodiidae. The transcript has a single exon. The record is from RefSeq and is a predicted model, not a curated record.
AUGGGAUUAAAAUAUUCGGCCUUAUUUGUCUUUGCGUUAUUGAUUCACUUGACCGUGUACAAUCUUUCGAACAUAAAUAUAUUUAAUACAAGUUUUUAUUCUGAAGAUGCCGAAAAUUUCGAAAAAAAAUAUUUUUUUAGCUAUUUAGGGAUGACAUAUGAUAUUAUCAAGGGAAAUCCUCUAGGAGAUCCGCUAUUUGUAACAGAUUUGGGAUACAAAAGAUAUAUCCUUAAAGAUAAAAUAGAAUUAGAUGAUAUGUUAAUAGAUGAUGAAAAAAAAAAAUCGAAAUUAUAUUAUACUGUAUCAAAACGCAAAAAAAUAAAAUGUUUGCAUUCUAAGAAACCAAAUAUAAUCAAUGAAUUAAGUGAUAUAAAUAAUGAAUAUAAAAGUUAUAAAUUCCCAUCUCAAUUUGAAAUUUAUCCUUUUAAUGCUUCUAAUUAUUAUAAACUCUUAGUUGAAAAAAUCAACAACGGAAAUUCAAUAAUUAUAGAUAAAAAAAUUUGCUCUAAAUAUUUUGCUUCAUUACAUGAAGUUAUCAGUGAUGAUUUAGAUUCAUUUUUUUUAAGUACAUUGAAUGAGUUAGGAAAUAAUUAUCAAGAUAUAAAAGGUGACAUAUAUAAAUGUAAUGUUCAAUUUUAUAAGUAUAAUAAAUAUAAUAAAAAUUGUUUAAAAACUAUAACCCCGUGGAUCACAUUUUUUAAUUUAUAUGGAACACAUUUAGUAUCAGAAGCUUAUUUUGGUGGUAUAAUUAUAAAUAAUUUAUAUGUGGAAAAUGAAAACAUAAAAUACAGUUCUCAUAAAAUUAAAUUAUACAAGAGAAGACUAAACCCUUUUUAUAAUAGCAAUUCUAACUUAUAUUUUGGUUCUAUUAUAUCCAAAGAAAAAAUUAUUUAUAUUAAAGAAAGGGAUUUAAUGUUAAACGGAGGAAAUAAAAUAAUAUUUGAAAAAUCUAUAAAACAAAAUUCUUAUAAAAAAUGGGAAGAUUCCAUAAAAGGAAACUUAGCUAAGCCAGUUAAAUUAAUUUUUAUUCCCUUUGCUGAAUUUAUUAUUUCAAAAGAUGGAAAGGUUGCAUACUAUGAGGCAUUAGAGUUUUAUUCCAAUUUAAGUUAUUCUAACUAUAAUCCAUACAAUUUCCAGUUAGAUAAAAGUGAGGAAGACUUGUAUAGAAUGUACAUAAAAAAAUGGAACCAAUAUAUAGAUAAAAAUGUAAAUUUCAAUAUAUCAUCUAAAUGUAAAAAAGAAGAUAAAAUUAUAAGUGGCUUUAUCAUUACAAAUAAAAAAAAGAUUUACGGUGAUAAUACUACAAUGCACAUAUGCCCAUCCUCCAAUGAAUGUUCAAGUGGAAUAAAUAUAGAAAAUGAUAGAAGCUUUGAAUUUGGUUGGAUUUUAUGUAGUUAUGAAAACAUUAACGAAAUAAAACAAAUAAAAAAAGUAGUUAAUGGAAAAGGAGAAGUAACUUGUCCACCUCAAAUGAAGAUAGGUUUUGGAUUUUCAAUUACAACUCAAAAAUCUAUUAGCUCAAAUAUUAGUAUUGAACCAUGUAAAAGCAAUAAAAAAAGUUGCAAAAGUAAAAAUGUAGAUGAAAAUUCACAAAGUUUUCUUUGGAUCAAUUGUUUUCCAAACAGCAAAAAAAAAUUAAUAGAAACUUUAGAAUCAAAAUCUUAUACCAAGAAAAUUUACUUAAAUGAUACUACUAUUAUCAGUUUAAAAUGCUCAAAAGGAAAAUUUAUUAUUGCAGGAUUUGCAGUUGAUUAUAUUUCAUCAAGUGUUCCUGAUUACUUAAUUUGCCCUAUUGGAAGUUCUGUCUGUGAUUUAAAAAUUCGUGUUAAAGAAAUAAAUAACCAAGAAAUACAUGUUCCUAUAAUUUAUAUUAUUUGUUCUUCUCUUUAA